GAAUCGUUUGUAGAUUUUUAUCUUGUCAUCGAUUUUGAAGCUACAACCAAAUCAAAGUAUCGAGACUACCAUUUACCAGAAAUUAUUGAAUUCCCAGCCUUACUAAUUGACGCUAGCACGCUAGAAGUUUUCAGCGAAUUUCAUUCGUAUGUUCGACCUACGAUCAAUCGAACUUUAAGUAAAUUCUGUAAGCGACUGACUGGAAUAUCUCAGGCAAUGGUCGAUAAAGCUAGUGACUUUGCAACAGUACAUCAUCUUUUUCUCAAUUGGCUAUGCAACGCUACCAGUAAUAGAAAUAAUUUCUCAAUGGUCACCAGUUCAUGUAAGGGUACGAUCGAGCUAUUUUUGACGCAAUGUAGAAGGGAAAAAGUAGCAAUACCUCUAUGGAUUGAACAUUGGAUAGAUUUGCCUAUUAUUUUCCGGAAAUGUUAUGGUUAUCAUCGUUUUCCAACUAUUUCAGACAUGUUACAUAAAUUUCAGAUAGCGUAUGAGGGCCGUUUUCUUCAUGGUUUCCAGCGCGCCGAAAACUUAGCAGCUAUUUUGUGUGGUAUGUUACAAGAUGGCUGC
Molecule: messenger RNA, 567 nt
Organism: Trichoplax adhaerens
Lineage: Eukaryota; Metazoa; Placozoa; Uniplacotomia; Trichoplacea; Trichoplacidae
Exons: 3
Biological process (GO): exonucleolytic trimming to generate mature 3'-end of 5.8S rRNA from tricistronic rRNA transcript (SSU-rRNA, 5.8S rRNA, LSU-rRNA)
Molecular function (GO): 3'-5'-RNA exonuclease activity; nucleic acid binding
Source: RefSeq, a predicted model, not a curated record